CUCUCGAGCUUUAAUGACACAAUUUCGAGCAUUGAAUAGGAAAUCUGAAGAAGUAGACAUGCAACAUUUAUGGUUCUUCUUCUGUUUUCUUCAUCUUGGCCAUACGACUGACCUUGAUAAGAAAUGUGGUGAACACAGUUGUUGUUCAGGGUUCUAUUUUGAUUCGUCUGGGGAUUGUGUAGCUUGCCUACUGGGAUAUUAUGGAGUAAAUUGUUCUUUUCCCUGUCCGAACGGUUACUAUGGAGACAGAUGUCGAAAAAUUUGUGGUUGCCCUCAAGAAAUGUGCAAUGCAACAUUUGGCUGCAAAAGAUCGGUUGAUGUGAAUUACCUAGACCCAGUAACACUUCCAACGAUAAUCGUUACCGUCCUUGGGCUUCUCGUUUUGUUCAUCCUUUUCGGCACUCUCAUAGUGUUAAAAUUGAGACAAAAUACACAACUGGAAAACUCGCAAGUAAAGUUAAAAACCAGUGACGUCACAUCGCCUUACGAGAACGACUUACCAGUGGCAGACCUGUGUGGUCCAGUCGAUUUUCCUCCAUUUCAGGAAAAUAAAAACGUCACCGACUCACAUGAAAAAAUUCCUAUGUAUGACACAUGUUUUUGAUACAUGGAUAAGAUGUACAAAAUGGGAUAUUUAAAUAAAUGAUUUGUAGGAAGUAGAAUUAUUCAUACAUUUUAACUAGUUUUGUAUUUUUUUACGUCAAGCGGUGUUACAUGUAUUAAACAUCAUGAAACUUAUCACGUGCUUAUUUUGAUUUAACUGUAAAAUUUAGUUCAAUCUAAAAUAAAUGUCGAUGAU
Messenger RNA from Magallana angulata, 799 nucleotides. RefSeq lists its product as uncharacterized. NCBI's taxonomy places the organism in Eukaryota, Metazoa, Mollusca, Bivalvia, Ostreida, Ostreidae. Gene Ontology annotation, molecular function: scavenger receptor activity. The record is from RefSeq and is a predicted model, not a curated record. Bases 14 to 604 code for a protein of 196 amino acids. The transcript has 5 exons.